AUGUCCAACGCACCUCGAGGUGGCGGAGAUAGAGGUCGCGGUGGUGGGGAUAGAGGCCGAGGUGGUUAUCGAGGUGAUCGUGGUGAUCGUGGAGGUGGCCGUGGUGGCGGAAGAGGCGACUUUGGAGGGAGAGGGAGAGGAGACGGUGGAUUUCGCGGAGAUAGAGGCGGCGGUUUUCGUGGCGACAGGGGUGGUGGUUUCCGCGGCGAUAGAGGUGGGGGCUUCCGAGGAGAUAGAGGUGGAGGUGGAGGUCGUGGUGGUAGAGGAGGUUAUAGUGGGCCGCCUGGAGGUGGCCAACAAGGCAUCGAGGCUUUCUCCAACUCCAAUCCGCAAGACCCGAAGGUCGCCAAGAUUGAAGAUGCCCUGCUUCCGAUUGCAAAGAAAGGGCUCGAUCUGAGCACUUUGAAGCUGAAAGAGGGUAACCCGACUAGGCCUGGGUAUGGAACUAGGGGUAUCAAGGUGGAGCUUACUGCAAACUACGUUGAGUUGCUGCCACCAUCAGACAUGGUAUUGUAUCGCUACGAUAUCGAUGUUCAGCCCGAAGCGACUGGAAGGAAGCGGCACAGAAUUGUCGAGCUCCUACUCCAGACGCCGCAAAUGGCUGUACACAAAGCCGAUAUUGCAACCGAUUUCCGAGCAACCAUCAUUUCGAAGACAAAAUUCAAGCAUGACGACGACAUUUUCGAGAUUCAGUUCCGGUCUGAAGGCGAGGACGAACCGGCAGCCAACGCCGCUGUAUACAAGGUUCGCGUCAAAUACACAAAGGCUUUGAGCAUUGGUGAGUUGGUCAACUGGAUGAACUCUACCAAUAUUGGUCAGUCAUUUGGUGACAAACAAGAGCUGACUCAAGCGCUCAAUAUCUUUUUGAAUCACUACGCUAAGUCGGCAAACAACCUUGCCACGAUAGGGUCGACGAAAAGCUUCUCUCUCAACCAGAACACGAUGAAAGCUGAUCUGGGCUCUGGCCUCAAUGUCAUUCGUGGUUUCUUCUCCAGCGUGCGUGUUGCAACGGCUCGAAUCUUGGUCAACAUCAACGUCAGCCACGGAGCGUUUUACCACGAUGGGCCCCUACCAGCGCUUAUGGGAAACUAUGGUACCCGAAACACCAGCGCCCUAGAGAAGUUUCUUAAGUUGGUUCGUGUCCAGACAAAUCAUCUCCCUGAGAAGCGUAACAAAGCUGGUCAGGUCAUUCCACGAAUCAAGACCAUUUUUGGACUUGCUAGGAAGGACGAUGGACACAAACUGACCAAUAGACCACGCAUCAAGGCGCAUGGCGCAGGCGCCAAGGAUGUUGAGUUCUGGCUUGACAGCGAUGCUGGAUCGUCUGGUGUACCCAAGGCGGAAGCGAGCGCUUCGAAGGGCAAGGGCAAAGGAAAGGCUCAGCCGAAGGGACCAGCACCUUCUGGAUCCGGCCGAUAUAUCACUGUGUUCGACUUCUUUAGAACAACAUACAACCGUAUCCUCCAACACCCUGAACUUCCUGUAGUCAAUUGUGGCAACCGGGAGAAUCCGAUGUACCUUCCUGCAGAGGUUUGCAUCGUCGUUCCGGGCCAGCCAUCGAAGGCCAAGCUUGAUGCCUUCCAGACACAGCAAAUGAUCCGAUACGCUGUUCGUAAGCCAUGGGACAACGCAAAGUCGGUUCUUGAUGAGGGCGUACCGACUGUUGGGCUCGAUGGGAAUGCGAACAUACUUCUGCGCUCUUUCGGUCUUACCGUUACUCCGGGUCUAAUCAAAGUACCAGGUCGAGUUCUCGCCGGUCCAAGGGUCAUUUACCAACAAAACAAAACUGCUUCAGUUGACCAGAAGUUUGGCCGUUGGAACAUGAUGAACAUCAAGUUUCACACCGGUACCAGACUGGCGAAGUGGUCGACUGUCAUGAUAACUCUUCCGAAUAGACAAGGUUCCUUUGACGCCCAGGCCUUAACUAUAGUGAUGCAGGAAUUUCAUCAAGGAUUGCUCAAGGUCGGUGUCAUGGCUGAGAAGCCCAUGCCUGUGCAACGUCUCCAGCUUCAGCACGCAGAUGACGCUUCCCUAGGUCCAUUCCUACGAAAGGAGGCCGACCGUGUCGAUCUAUUGUUCAUUGUCUUGCCAGAGGUAAACACAACUCUGUACAAGCGCAUCAAGACGCUCGCCGACAAAGACUAUGGUCUUCACACCAUCUGUUCUGUGGGCUCUAAGCUCUGGAAGGACCGAGGACGGGACCAAUACAUUGCCAACGUGGCGCUGAAGUUCAAUCUGAAGUUGGGUGGCAUCAACCAGAUCGUCGAGAAAACGAACUUGGGUUUGAUUGAAGCUGACAAAACCAUGGUAGUCGGUAUUGACGUCACUCACCCAUCGCCUGGCUCAGCUUCUAACGCACCAUCGGUGUCGGCAAUGGUCGCGUCUGUUGACAGGUUCCUUGGUCAAUGGCCUGCUACUCUGCGUAUCCAGCGUGGAAGACAGGAGAAUGUCGACGACCUCGCCGAGAUGCUUAAAUCACGACUCAACCUGUGGAGGACCAAGGGCAAGGAUCACCAAGGCCGACCCCACCAAUCUUUGCCUGAGAAUAUUCUGAUCUACCGUGAUGGAGUGUCAGAGGGACAGUACGAUAUGGUGCUCUCACAAGAGCUUCCCCAGUUGCGGAGAGCAUGCGAGGCAGUGUACCCAGCCACCGAUACCAAGAAAGGUCUCCCGCGUUUCACGAUCGUCAUCUGCGGCAAGCGACACAAGACACGCUUCUACCCAACAGCCACGAAAGAUUGCGACGGAAAUCCUGAUAUUGGCAAGAGCUCCGGCAACACGAAGCCCGGUACUGUCGUUGAUCGCGGCGUAACUGAAGCCCGCAAUUGGGACUUCUUCCUCCAAGCUCACGCCGCACUCCAGGGCACGGCUCGCCCUUGCCAUUACUACAUCGUGCACGACGAGAUAUUCCGUCAGAUCUACGCGAAACAGGUUCCGGCGCCGUUCAGCAACAUCGCUGAUAUUGUCGAAGACCUCACGCACAAUAUGUGUUACCUGUUCGGUCGUGCGACCAAAGCUGUCAGCCUCUGUCCACCAGCUUACUACGCUGAUCUGGCUUGUGAACGUGCGCGUUGCUACCUUGCGAACUUGUUCGAUACGCCAACACCGAGUGCAGCACCUUCUGUUGCUGGAACUUCUGCGGCUGGGGGCGCGGGGCAGGAUCCGAGUGCGGCGGAUGUACAGAUCCACCAGAAGAUCAGGGAUACCAUGUUCUACAUCUAG
This is a messenger RNA of Alternaria burnsii, 3222 nucleotides long. Its product is annotated as stem cell self-renewal protein piwi. Lineage: Eukaryota; Fungi; Ascomycota; Dothideomycetes; Pleosporales; Pleosporaceae. The transcript has 4 exons. The coding region runs from base 1 to 3222 and encodes 1073 amino acids. Gene Ontology annotation, molecular function: protein binding; RNA binding. The record is from RefSeq and is a predicted model, not a curated record.